Messenger RNA from Hypomesus transpacificus, 639 nucleotides. Its product is annotated as zinc finger BED domain-containing protein 4-like. The transcript has 3 exons. NCBI's taxonomy places the organism in Eukaryota, Metazoa, Chordata, Actinopteri, Osmeriformes, Osmeridae. Bases 19 to 639 code for a protein of 206 amino acids. The record is from RefSeq and is a predicted model, not a curated record.
UGGAACAGCACGUUUUAUAUGUUGCAGUCUUUGAUCGAACAGAAACGGGCAAUAGCGGCAUAUGGAGUCGAUCACGAGCUGCCCGCAUCUCUGACCCUCAAUCAGUGGGCUCUGAUGGAGAACAUGGUGACCCUGCUCGAACCAUUUGAACAGUUGACCAGAGACAUGUGCUCUGCUACAGCCACAACAGCCGAAGUAAUCCCUUCAGUACAAGCUUUGAAACGACUGUUGAGGAAAGAGACAUCAUCAGACCACGGAGUCAAAAGUUCUAAGCAGACACUACUGGAGGAGGUAAACAGGCGCUUCAAUGACCUCAGUUCAGAGCCCCUGUAUUGCUUUUCAGCAAUACUUGACCCACGAUACAAGGACCGCUACUUCGAUCCAGGCGUAAAAGUGUCAGCUGUGGAAAUCCUUCGGCAGAAAGUGGAACAGAACGUCCAAUGCAGGGAGAACUUGGAUGAUGGAAACUACGAAACACCAGAAAAGCUGCCCCGAAGAGAAAGAAGCUCAUUAAUGGAAAUGUAUGAUGAGAUCGUGAAUGAGAACGACUGCAUGACACAGGAACAGGAGGGCAGUCCGCUGCAAGGAUACCUCGCAGAAUGUCUUCUUUCACGAGACAAGAGCCCGUUGGAAUAUUAG